UUAUUCUUCACGAACAAUAUGCUGAUAGUCCCGCAUACCACAAGGUUUUCCUCUACAGAAAGCUGCCGCGGGCUGUGAGACAGACUCUGGGCACGUCCCAUCGGCUUAACCCCGUUGGUGGGGUCGAGUAGUCCACACAACCUUCGUCAUCAACCGACGUGGCGUAGUAGUUCAGUUUACUAACCGGCGCCUUUUUUCUCUCUCGUUCCAGUAGACAAGCUUGUGGGCAGAAAAGCCGUUGCCGGAUGUCGAGCUCAAGUACGGCUGCAUGUGAGCUUUCAUAUGAGCGGCUAUGGCCAGCAUCUCUGUGCUCCGCGCCGGCCCAAGCCUUCCUGAUGUCUGCCGUCAUGUGGGAGCUCAGGCAGGUUGCUGCCGGAGGAGAGUACAAGCGGCGCGGUAUUCGACGUCGCAGAUGACCAGGCAUAGGGUUGCCGUAUUACAUCAAGCUCUUGAUCCGCCUGUGAUUGAUGGCAUCAAGAAGCCCAAGAAGCCCAAUGGAUAUAAGGAUUCCGGAGCCGAUAUUGCAUACAACCUGGACCAGAAGAAGAAUCUCGAAGUCAUUACUCCCAUCACCAAUCCCGACCCAACCAACGAUAGCGACUGGUCAUUCCCCGAUACUGAAGACGGCAUACUGGAAGCCAUCGACAAAGGAGCAACACAUCUGUGGGCCAACACCAUCGUCUUCGCCUCACAUCCCUUGCAGACCUCGGCGCAAAUAGGCCAGCACGCCGAAAAGAUCCGCGUCGUAGGCCAGAGUCCCCUCUGCGUCGACCGAUACGACAACAAGGACUGGGUGAACACCCUCUUACGAAAGACCAGCGGCUUCUCGAUGCCACAGUCCUGGGUUCUACCACCUCUCGGGAUCUCACCAAGCGCCGAGCACCUCAGAGACCUGCCGUUUCCCAUCGUGGCGAAGCCGAUCCGCGGCCGCGGGAGCCACGGCGUCAAGGUCUGCCGGGGCCCGGAGGAGCUGGCGGCGCAUGCUGAGGGCCUCGCCGGCGAGGACGCGGCUGUCAUGCUGGAGGAGUUCUUGCAGGGUGAGGAGGCGACCGUCACCGUCAUGCCGCCCACGGCGGAGAAGAAGGGGUAUUGGUCGCUGCCGUUGGUCUCGCGGUUUAAUCACCAUGAUGGCAUUGCGCCGUAUAAUGGCACCGUUGCGGUGACAGCCAACUCCAAGGUCAUGGCUGACUGUGAAAAGGACCCGAUAUGUGCUCGGUUCGAAAAUUUCUGCAAACCCCUUCUCCAGGCUGGCCACCUCGGAGGCCGUCUUUGAAGCUGGGUACUGACCGGUGAGCGUGUCAGGGUAAUGAGGGAGUCGGAGCGAGCUGCCGAGCUCCUUGGCGUGACCGCACCGAUCCGAAUCGACGUGAGACGUUACAGCGAUUCUCCCGACUCGACCUUCGCCCUCUUUGAUGUGAACAUGAAGCCGGUAUGUUGCACCAGCGGCACGGCAGUGAUCGAGACUCGUGCGCCGUGGUUCUGAGGCUGACUGUGGUGUGACCGAUAGAAUAUGACCGGUCCAGGCAGACCCGGGCGCGACGACCAAGCCAGUCUGACGAUGAUGGCGGCCUCUGCUUUGGGAUGGGACUACAAGGAGCUUUUAACACAAAUUCUCGCGACAUCGAGUAGUCUGGCGAUGUUACGAGGGUUGAAGCCCAAAGAAAUCGCAUAAUCAUAGAUAGUCUAGCAUUGCCUGAGCCAUACACUUCUCAGUUUAUCGAGACCGAUUUCGGCCGGGUUGAACCAAUAAAAAC
This is a messenger RNA of Diaporthe batatas, 1754 nucleotides long. RefSeq lists its product as uncharacterized. The transcript is spliced from 2 exons. NCBI's taxonomy places the organism in Eukaryota, Fungi, Ascomycota, Sordariomycetes, Diaporthales, Diaporthaceae. Gene Ontology annotation, molecular function: metal ion binding; D-alanine-D-alanine ligase activity; ATP binding. The coding region runs from base 293 to 1273 and encodes 326 amino acids. Gene Ontology annotation, biological process: peptidoglycan biosynthetic process. The record is from RefSeq and is a predicted model, not a curated record.